AGCUAGAGCAACAAAGGAGCCCGGCAGUCGGCCGGGAGAGCUCAGGGGGCUGCGGCGCGCUCGCGCGGAGGUGGCUUCUGGGCCGCGGACUGGCGUGGGGGCGGAGCCGGGGACCGACUCCCGCACCCCCCGGCCGGUGCCUGGCCUUCUCCGAGGAGCUGGGAGUUGGUUUUAAUGGUGGGAGAGGGAAUGGGGCUGGAGAUCGGAGCCCCAGGGGGCUCCCAGGGCUGAAGACAACUCCAUUCGCCAGGCGAGGGAGUCCGGAGUCCGUGCAUCCUGGCCCGGGCCUGCGCUGCCCAACAUGGGGCCCGGGUUCCAAAGUUUGCAAAGUUGGGAGAAGAGGGGCACGGACGCGCGCUGCGCCUGGCGAAAACUGGCCCCAGACUCACGGGGCGCACCGGUCGCCUAAGUAGCCUCCGCGGCCCCCGGGGUCGUGUGUUUAGCCAAGGGACUCCGGGGAGCGCGGGGGCGCCUCGGCUUCUGCUGAGUUGGCGGGUUUGGCCAUGGCCGCUGCCCGCCCCGCGCGUGGGCCCGAGCUGGCGUCCCCGAGGCUGCUGCAGUUGCUGCUGGUGGUACUGCUGGGGGGCCCGGGUCGGGGGGCGGCCUUGAGCGGGAACGCGACCGGGCCUGGGCCUCGCAGCUCCGGCGGGAGCGGGAGGAGGAACGCGCCGGUGACCAGCCCUCCGCCGCCGUUGCUGAGCCACUGUGGCCGGGCCGCCCACUGCGAACCUCUGCGCUACAACGUGUGCCUGGGCUCGGCGCUGCCCUACGGAGCCACCACCACGCUGCUGGCUGGGGACUCGGAGUCACAGGAGGAAGCGCACGGCAAGCUCGUGCUCUGGUCGGGCCUCCGGAAUGCCCCCCGCUGUUGGGCAGUGAUCCAGCCUCUGCUAUGUGCUGUCUACAUGCCCAAGUGUGAGAAUGACCGAGUGGAGCUGCCCAGCCGCACCCUCUGCCAGGCCACCCGAGGCCCCUGUGCCAUCGUGGAGCGGGAGCGAGGGUGGCCUGACUUCCUGCGUUGCACCCCGGACCAUUUCCCUGAAGGCUGCCCAAACGAGGUACAGAACAUCAAGUUCAACAGCUCAGGCCAGUGUGAAGCCCCGUUGGUGCGGACAGACAACCCCAAGAGCUGGUACGAGGAUGUGGAGGGCUGUGGGAUCCAGUGCCAGAACCCGCUCUACACCGAGGCCGAACACCAGGACAUGCACAGCUACAUUGCGUCCUUCGGGGCGGUCACAGGCCUCUGCACACUCUUCACACUGGCCACCUUUGUGGCUGACUGGCGGAACUCCAAUCGCUACCCUGCGGUUAUUCUCUUCUAUGUCAAUGCAUGUUUCUUCGUGGGCAGCAUUGGCUGGCUGGCCCAGUUCAUGGAUGGUGCCCGUCGGGAGAUUGUUUGCCGAGCAGAUGGCACCAUGAGAUUUGGGGAACCCACCUCCAGCGAGACCCUGUCCUGUGUCAUCAUCUUCGUCAUCGUGUACUAUGCCUUGAUGGCUGGAGUGGUCUGGUUCGUGGUCCUCACCUAUGCCUGGCACACUUCCUUCAAAGCCCUGGGUACCACCUACCAGCCUCUCUCAGGCAAGACCUCCUACUUCCACCUGCUCACAUGGUCACUCCCCUUUGUCCUCACUGUGGCAAUCCUCGCUGUGGCCCAGGUAGAUGGAGAUUCCGUGAGUGGCAUCUGUUUCGUGGGCUACAAGAACUACCGCUACCGUGCUGGCUUCGUGCUGGCCCCCAUUGGCUUGGUGCUCAUCGUGGGAGGCUACUUCCUCAUCCGAGGGGUCAUUUCUCCGCAGCUAAUGCCUGAGCUGUCUUUCUGCUCAGGGGUCAUGACUCUGUUCUCCAUCAAGAGCAAGCACCCUGGGCUUCUGAGUGAGAAGGCUGCCAGCAAGAUCAACGAGACCAUGCUGCGCCUGGGCAUUUUUGGCUUCCUGGCUUUUGGCUUUGUCCUCAUCACCUUCAGCUGCCACUUCUAUGACUUCUUCAACCAGGCUGAGUGGGAGCGUAGCUUCCGGGACUACGUGCUGUGCCAGGCCAAUGUGACCAUUGGGUUGCCUACCAAGAAGCCCAUUCCGGACUGUGAGAUCAAGAAUCGACCCAGCCUCCUGGUGGAGAAGAUCAAUCUGUUUGCCAUGUUUGGCACUGGCAUUGCCAUGAGCACCUGGGUCUGGACCAAGGCCACACUGCUCAUCUGGAGGCGCACCUGGUGCAGGCUGACUGGGCAGAGCGACGAUGAGCCCAAGAGGAUCAAGAAGAGCAAGAUGAUAGCCAAGGCUUUCUCUAAGCGGCGUGAGCUGCUGCAGAACCCGGGCCAGGAGCUCUCCUUCAGCAUGCACACUGUCUCCCAUGACGGGCCCGUGGCGGGUUUGGCUUUUGACCUCAAUGAACCUUCAGCUGAUGUCUCCUCUGCCUGGGCCCAGCAUGUCACCAAAAUGGUGGCUCGGAGAGGAGCCAUACUGCCCCAGGAUGUGUCUGUUACCCCUGUGGCAACUCCAGUGCCACCAGAGGAACAAGCCAACCUGUGGCUGGUGGAGGCCGAGAUCUCCCCAGAGCUAGAGAAGCGCCUGGGCCGGAAGAAGAAGCGGAGGAAGAGGAAGAAGGAGGUGUGCCCACUGGGGCCAGCUCCUGAGCUUCACCACCCUGCCCCUGCCCCUGCCCCUGCCCCCAGUGCAGUUCCUCGGCUGCCUCAGCUGCCCCGGCAGAAGUGCCUGGUGGCUGCAAAUGCCUGGGGAACAGGGGAGCCCUGCCGACAGGGAGCCUGGACUCUUGUCUCCAACCCCUUCUGUCCAGAGCCUAGUCCCCAUCAAGACCCAUUUCUCCCUGGUGCCUCAGCCCCUAGGGUCUGGGCUCAGGGCCGCCUCCAGGGGCUGGGAUCCAUUCAUUCCCGCACUAACCUAAUGGAGGCUGAGCUCCUGGAUGCAGACUCAGACUUCUGAGCCUGCAGGGCAGGUCCUGGGAUGGGAAAGAUGCAUGCACCCUUUUCUGUGGCUCUUCUUCCUGAGAGCACACCUCUGGGGUCUCAUCUGACAGAGUCACUCUGGGGUCUCAUCUGACAGAGUCAGUGGGCCUCGUGCCGGCUAGAAGAGUUCUGUGUGUCUGCCUCAAAGCACCGGACUGUGGGAACACGCUGAAUAUAGCCAUUGCUAGGUCUCCUGUCAGGAGUAGGACCCCCCUUGUCUCUGCCCCGACUAGAGUCUGGCUGGCAGUGUCAGUCUCCAGCAGAGCUAUGCGGAGGCAGGAAUGGCAGAGGCAGGAGUGACAUGACCCAGAGUGGGCUAUGGUGGUCAGUGAGGCAACCAAACCCAUGUCUGGCAGAUGAGGGCUGGCUGCCCUUUUCUGUGCCAGUGAGUGCCCUUUUCUGGCACUCUUAGACCAAAAGUGUUUGAUGUGUCAUUUGUCUUUUGUCUAAGUGGGGACAGGACUCUCUUCCUCCUCUUCCGGGUAGUUGUGAUGACCACUCCCGUAAGGGCUAUAGCUGAUCUCAACAGGUGGCCCUACCCCAGACACAUCCUCUGUUUUCCUGAACUCUCUUCCACAUUCCAUCUCCUUCCCACCAGACUAACCUCUUCCAGCUUAACAUCCUAAAACUGCAGCGCGUGUGCACGCGUACACACACACAGACACACACACACACACAGACACACACACACUUUACUACUGAGCUCAGUCUCUUGCUGAGAGACUGGUUCCACUCCAGGCCUCUGAGAGACAUGUUCUUUCUUCCGCAUGUCCAUCCAGUGGGGAUGGACCCUCUGACUUAAGGGGCUAUGUUGGGAAGUUUCUAUAGCUUGAGCUAGGCACAAAAGCUUCUUCUGACUUCUGUCUCUGCUGGGAAGGGGGACACCCCACUUUUUUACAAUGUCUAGUUGUGUUCAUAGUGCCCCACCUUCAAGAACCAGACAGCAGGAUGUCUUAGAAGCUGCCUGGGUUCCAGGUCAGGGGAUCGGUAUGAGAAAAAGAAAUAUAAACAGUAAAUAAACAUUUUUGUAUAA
This is a messenger RNA of Alexandromys fortis (reed vole), 3992 nucleotides long. RefSeq names its product smoothened, frizzled class receptor (gene Smo). Gene Ontology annotation, cellular component: cilium; dendrite; plasma membrane. Gene Ontology annotation, biological process: smoothened signaling pathway; central nervous system development; commissural neuron axon guidance. Gene Ontology annotation, molecular function: patched binding; transmembrane signaling receptor activity. The transcript has 12 exons. The coding region runs from base 504 to 2936 and encodes 810 amino acids. Lineage: Eukaryota; Metazoa; Chordata; Mammalia; Rodentia; Cricetidae. The record is from RefSeq and is a predicted model, not a curated record.